Molecule: messenger RNA, 2745 nt
Organism: Halteromyces radiatus
Lineage: Eukaryota; Fungi; Mucoromycota; Mucoromycetes; Mucorales; Cunninghamellaceae
Product: ATP dependent DNA ligase domain-containing protein
Exons: 22
Coding region: 1-2745 (914 amino acids)
Biological process (GO): DNA biosynthetic process; DNA recombination; double-strand break repair via nonhomologous end joining
Cellular component (GO): DNA ligase IV complex
Molecular function (GO): ATP binding; DNA ligase (ATP) activity; DNA binding
Source: RefSeq, a predicted model, not a curated record
AUGGGAUCCCCUUUAUUCAUUCAUGUCUGUAAACUUAUGCAGGACAUCAAUGAAUCUCGUAGUGCUGAAGAUAAGAAACGAAUGGUUGGUAAAUUCUUUUAUGGUUGGCGACAACAAUGUGGUGAUCAAUUUUAUGGACUGAUGCGUUUACUAUUGCCUCAGUUGGAUAGAACAAGAUAUGGGAUCAAAGAAGCGAAAUUGGCUAAAGCAUAUAUCGAUUCACUGGGUUUAGGAGCUCAAUCUGAAGAUGCAUACAAUCUCUCAAAAUGGAAAUUACCUUCAGUGUCUAACAAAAUGAAAUCAUCUGGUGACUUCGCUUCAAUUGCUUCUGAUGUUAUUGAAAGAAGAUCUACCGUGACAACUCCGACUCAAACUGUUCAAGAUGUCAAUGAUUUAUUAGAUACAUUAAAUCGAUCUGAAAGUGAUGAUAAGAAGAAAUCGGAUAUCUUUAAAUAUGUGGUCAAUCACUAUACUGCAUUUGAACAACGUUGGAUCAUUCGUAUCAUACUCAAGGACUUAAAAAUGGGCAUGUCUGAAAAUUCUAUAUUUGAUGUCUAUCAUCCUCAAGCACGUGAACUCUAUAGUGUCUGUAGUAAUCUCAAGAAAGUAUGCGAAGACUUACGCAACCCAACCACAAAACUAGGAAAAACGACAAUUUCUCUUUUUAGGCCAUUCAAACCUCAAUUGGGAUUCAAGGGACAGAUCAAGGAUUGUGUACAUGUUAAACAUAAUGGUAUAUUUUAUAUAGAAGAAAAAAUUGACGGAGAACGUAUGCAGAUGCACUAUGAACAAUCAACUCAAAAGUUUCAAUGGUACUCAAGAAAAGCAACGGAUUAUACGGAUCUUUAUGGUGCAAGUCCUACUGAAGAAGGGAAAUUGGCGGCCGAAAUUGUGGACUCCUUACAAAAGGCAAAAAGUUUGAUUCUGGAUGGUGAGAUGGUAGCUUAUGAUCCUAAAUUGGAUGUGUUCUUACCUUUUGGUACCUUGAAAUCUUCAGCAAAAGAUGACUCUUUGGAACUUGAUAAGGCUCGGCCUUGUUUCAUUGUAUUCGAUGUUGUCUUCUGUAAUGGUUCCCCUUUAGUGGAUUAUCCUCUUUCUGACCGUCUUAAAGUUCUCGAAAGUUUGGUGAAACCGAGAAGGGGUUAUAUCAAUAUAUUGGAGCGCAAGGAAAGAACAACAGAACAAGAUAUACUGAACGAAAUGAAUAAAGUGGUUGAACAACGACAAGAAGGUAUUAUGCUCAAGAAUCCUGGUGCUCGAUAUGAACCUGGUGAACGAAAUAAGACUUGGAUCAAGAUCAAACCAGAUUAUUUCGAUUCUCUUGGUGAAAACUGUGAUUUACUUGUGGUUGGAGGAAAAUACGGAGCUGGACGUCGUGGAAACAAGAUUGCUCAAUUCAUGUGUGCAUUACGGGAUGAUCGAAAACCUGCCUCUGAUCCACCUCAUUUUGUAUCGUUUAGUAUGAUUGGUACUGGUUUUUCUUUUGAUGAAAUUAAGGAAUUUGGGAAAUUCUUUCAAGAUAUUCGAAAAUAUAAUCCAAGAAAUCUCCCUUCAUGGUUGGAUCAUCCGGAAAGAUCAACGGAAGCUCCUGAUGUCCUGGUGAAUGAUUAUCGUAAUGCUGUGGUAAUUGAAGUCAAAGCUUCUGAAGUUGUAUUCUCACAAAUGUGGGGUGCUGGUGCUACUUUGCGAUUCCCAAGAUUCAUUCGAUUCCGUCAUGACAAAUCAUGGAACGAUUGUAUGACCUAUUCAGAAAUUAUGCAAGUUCGACGAAGUAUUGAACACAAAACACAAACCUAUACACAAAACGAUUUCUCGUUUAAUGUGACCAAGAAGCAGCGAAAAUCACCAUCACGGCCUAUAAAAACACCGUUACGUCUUGCAUCAAGCCAACAAGGAGUGGAAACCGGACAUAUCAACCAAGUGUCCACUUUGUUUGGAGAUCUCAAAUUCUAUGUGAUUAAUGGCAUAAACAGUGUUAUCACAAAAUCUAAAUUGGAAUACAUGAUCAAAGAAAAUGGUGGAGACUUUAGACAAACGGAUAGCAAUGUCGACUUUGUGAUUGCUGGCAAACAUAAUAUACGAGUGGACAGUUUGAUUCAUCUUAAAACGUGUGAUGUUAUUCUUCCUCAAUGGAUUCUGGAUUGUAUUGAAACGCAAAAGCUCAUUCCUAUUGCUCCCAAAUAUAUGUUAUUUACCACUGACAAGACUGAACAGGAAUUUAUGAUGAGAAUGGACAAGUAUGGAGAUCCAUAUACGGAGGAUGCCACAGAUCAAAGUUUGAAAGAGAUAUGGGACAUUAUUCCAAGCACAGCAACGGUUAAGGAUGUGGAUGAAAUACGACAACGAUAUUUUAGUAGUGAUGGUAUCCCUGGCAUGUUUUUCUUUGGUGUACGUGUCUAUUUUUAUCCUCAACCCCAAGAUCAUAAUACGAACAAUGAUAGUAAGACAAUAACAUGGGUCCAACAACAACAUCAAUGUGAUAUAUUCAAGAGAAUGUCAUUUUUGAUCCGGUUUUAUGGUGGAACUAUAGUCAUGGAUGAACGAGACAAAACAAUCACCCAUGUUAUCAUGCAGGAAGAUGAAACUAUGGAAAUCAUUUCAAAGGCGACAAAGCAAUUGAUAACGGAUCCGAUCAACCCCCCUUAUUUUGUGACGACAAAAUGGAUUCAACAAUGUGUUGAUAAUCAAACCAUCAUCGAUGAAGCUCAAUACGAUGUCAAACUUCCAAGCCGGUACCAGAUAUAA